AUGAUCCAGGUUCUCUUGGUAACCAUAUGCUUAGCAGUUUUUCCAUAUCAAGGGAGCUCUAUAAUUCUGGAAUCUGGGAACAUUAAUGAUUAUGAAGUAGUGUAUCCACAAAAAGUCACUGCAUUGCCCAAAGGAGCAGUUCAGCAAAACUAUGAAGACACCAUGCAAUAUGAAUUUAAAGUGAAUGGAGAGCCAGUGGUCCUUCACCUAGAAAAAAAUAAGUAUGCUAACUCAGAGAUAUUCUCUUUUUUCAUUCUUUCCAGAGGACUUUUUUCAGAAGAUUACAGCGAGACUCAUUAUUCCCCUGAUGGCAGAGAAAUUACAACAUACCCCUUGGUUGAGGAUCACUGCUAUUAUCAUGGACGCAUCCACAAUGAAGCUGACUCAACUGCAAGCAUCAGUGUAUGCGAUGGUUUGAAAGGACAUUUCAAGCUUCAAGGGGAGAUGUACCUUAUUGAACCUUUGAAGUUUUCUGACAGUGAAGCCCAUGCAGUCUACAAAUAUGAAAAAGUAGAAAAAGAGGAUGAGGCUCCCAAAAUGUGUGGGGUAACCGAGACUAAUUGGAAAUCAGAUGAGCCCAUCAAGGCUUCUCAGUUAGUUGUUACUGCUGAAGAACAAAGAUACUUGAACACCAGAAAAUACAUUGAGCUUGUCAUAGUUGCAGACAAUGUAAUGUUCAAGAAAUACACCAGCAAUUCAACUGCUAUAAAAACAAGAAUAUAUGCACGUGUCAACACUUUAAAUCUGAUUUUCAGAGCUUUCAAUAUUUAUAUAGCACUGAUUGGCCUAGAAAUUUGGUCCAACAAAGAUUUUAUUAACGUGCAGUCAGCAUCAAAAGUUACUUUGGACUUAUUUGGAAACUGGAGAAAGACAGUCUUGCUGAACCGCAAAAGACAUGAUAAUGCUCAGUUACUCACGGGGAUUGACUUUGAUGGACCAACUGUAGGAAGGGCUUAUGUGGCCAGCAUGUGUGACCCGAAGGAUUCUGUAGGAAUUGUUCAGGAUCAUAACAAACUAGAUGUUAUGGUUGCAAUCACAAUGGCCCAUGAGCUGGGUCAUAAUCUGGGCAUUAAUCAUGACGGAAAUCAGUGUAAUUGCGGUGGUAACCCAUGCAUCAUGUCUGCGACGCUAAACUUUGAGCCUGUCUUUCGGUUCAGCGAUUGUAGUCGGGACGAACAUUGGAAGUAUCUUAUUGAUAAGAGGCCUCCGUGCAUUCUCAACAUACCCGUGAAAACAGAUAUUGUUUCACCUCCAGUUUGUGGAAAUUACUUUGUGGAGGUGGGAGAAGAAUGUGACUGUGGCCUUCCUGCAAAUUGUCAAAAUCAGUGCUGCGAUGCUGCAACUUGCAAACUGAGACCUGGAACACAAUGUGAAGAUGGAGAGUGUUGUGAGCAAUGCCAGUUUAAGGGGGCAGGAACAGAAUGCCGGGCAGCAGAGAGUGAGUGUGACAUUGCUGAAAGCUGCACUGGCCAAUCUGCUGAGUGUCCCACGGAUGACUUCCAAAGGAAUGGACAACCAUGCCUAAACAACAAUGGUUACUGUUACAAUGGGAAGUGCCCCAUCUUGACAGACCAAUGUAUUUCUUUCCUUGGGCCAAGUGGAACUGUGGGUCCAGAUGGAUGUUUUAAUAAUAACCUGAAAGGCAAAGGUAAUUUCUACUGCAGAAAGGAAAACGGUAGAAAGAUUCCAUGUGCACCACAGGAUGUAAAGUGUGGCAGGUUAUUCUGCGUACAGGGUCCAAUUGGAAAGAAAAUUACAUGCCAAAGCACAUAUUCACCAGAUGACCCAGACUAUGGAAUGGUUGAUCAUGGAACAAAAUGCGCAGAUGGAAAGGUCUGCAGCAACAGGCAGUGUGUUGAUGUGACUACAGCCUACUAAUCAACCUCUGGCUUCUCUCUGAUUUGAUUUUGGAGAUCCUUCUUCCAGAAGGUUUCACUUCCCUCUAGUCCAAAGAGAUCCAUCUGUCUUUAUCCUACUAGUAAAUCACCCUUAGCUUCCAGAUGGCAUCCAAAUUAUGCAAUAUUUCUUCUCCAUGUUUAAUCUGAUUAUCUUUUGCUGUAAUCAAACUUUUUUUCCCACCACAAAGCUCCAUGGGCAUGUACAACACUAAGGGCUUAUUUGCUAUCAAGAAAAAAAAUGGCCAUUUUACCGUUUGCCAAUUGCAAAACACAUUUAAUGCAACAGGUUCUGCCUUUUGAGCUGGGGUAUUCGAAGUCAAUGCUUCCUCUCCCACAAUUUCACGCUGUAGCUGCUUCCAUCAAUAAACUAACUAUUCUCAUUCUG
Molecule: messenger RNA, 2283 nt
Organism: Protobothrops mucrosquamatus (brown spotted pit viper)
Lineage: Eukaryota; Metazoa; Chordata; Lepidosauria; Squamata; Viperidae
Product: zinc metalloproteinase-disintegrin-like VMP-III
Exons: 17
Coding region: 1-1878 (625 amino acids)
Biological process (GO): proteolysis
Cellular component (GO): plasma membrane
Molecular function (GO): metalloendopeptidase activity
Source: RefSeq, a predicted model, not a curated record